CUCUUUAUAGGGAGACACUCUGAGAAAGAGCACAUUGUGGGGGCCCACUCCAUGUGAUGUUUGCUUGGUUGCCUGUUCCCUUUUCUACCUGCAGAGCACAGUUCCCAUAAGGGCAGCGGGAUCAGCCUCCUGUCUCAUCUGGAAGACCACCACUCUGGGGUCUCAGAGGAAUGAUGGAAGCCUUGGGGUUUCUAAAAUUGGAAGUGAAUGGCCCCAUGGUAACGGUGGCCCUGUCAGUGGCUCUCUUGGCCCUCCUGAAGUGGUACUCCACGUCAGCAUUCUCAAGACUGGAGAAGUUAGGCCUCAGACAUCCCAAGCCUUCUCCUUUUAUUGGAAACUUGACAUUUUUCCGCCAGGGUUUUUGGGAAAGCCAAAUGGAGCUCAGAAGGCUGUAUGGACCUCUGUGCGGGUACUAUCUCGGUCGUCGGAUGUUUAUUGUUAUUUCUGAGCCAGACAUGAUCAAGCAGGUGUUGGUUGAGAACUUCAGUAACUUUACCAACAGAAUGGCAUCAGGUUUGGAGUUCAAGUCGGUAGCCAACAGCGUUCUGUUUUUACGUGACAAAAGAUGGGAAGAGGUCAGAGGUGCCCUGAUGUCUGCUUUCAGUCCUGAAAAGCUGAACGAGAUGGUUCCCCUCAUCAGCCAAGCCUGCGACCUUCUCCUGGCUCAUUUAAAACGCUAUGCGGAAUCUGGGGACGCAUUUGACAUCCAGAGGUGCUACUGCAAUUACACCACAGAUGUGGUUGCCAGCGUCGCCUUUGGCACCCCCGUGAACUCCUGGCAGGCCCCUGAGGAUCCCUUUGUGAAACACUGCAAGCGUUUCUUCGAAUUCUGCAUCCCCAGACCUAUCCUGGUUUUACUCUUAUCAUUUCCAUCCAUAAUGGUCCCACUGGCCCGGAUUUUGCCCAAUAAGAACCGAGAUGAACUGAAUGGCUUUUUUAACAAACUCAUUAGGAAUGUGAUUGCCUUGCGGGACCAGCAAGCUGCCGAAGAGAGGCGGAGAGACUUCCUCCAGAUGGUCCUGGAUGCCCGACAUUCUGUGAGUCCCAUGGGCGUGCAAGACUUUGACAUCGUCCGAGACGUUUUCUCCUCUACUGGGUGCAAGCCGAACCCUUCUCGGCAACACCAGCCCAGACCCAUGGCCAGGCCUUUGACUGUGGAUGAGAUUGUGGGCCAGGCCUUCAUCUUCCUCAUCGCUGGCUAUGAAAUCGUCACCAACACACUUUCUUUUGCCACCUACCUACUGGCCACCAACCCUGACUGCCAAGAGAAGCUUCUGAGAGAGGUAGACCUUUUUAAGGAGAAACAUCAGAUGGCCCCUGAGUUCUGCAGCCUCGAGGAAGGCCUGCCCUAUCUGGACAUGGUGAUUGCAGAGACGCUGAGGAUGUACCCACCAGCUUUCAGAUUCACACGGGAGGCGGCUCAGGACUGCGAGGUGCUGGGGCAGCGCAUCCCCGCAGGUGCUGUGCUAGAGAUGGCCGUGGGUGCCCUGCACCAUGACCCCGAGCACUGGCCUAGCCCGGAGACCUUCAACCCUGAAAGGUUCAAGGCUGAGGCCCGGCAGCAGCACCGGCCCUUCACGUACCUGCCCUUCGGGGCCGGCCCACGGAGCUGCCUCGGGGUGCAGCUGGGGCUGCUGGAGGUCAAGUUGACACUGCUCCACGUGCUGCACAAGUUCCGGUUCCAAGCCUGCCCUGAGACCCAGGUACCGCUGCAGCUAGAAUCCAAAUCUGCCCUAGGUCCAAAAAAUGGUGUCUAUAUCAAGAUUGUAUCCCGCUGACACAGAAGGCCGCCGGGUGGGGGGAGGGCACCCCCAAAUUCAAAGGAAACCCUAAGUGUGAAUGUUCAGAAUUUUGGAAAAAUGUCACUGAAGUGAUUGAAAGAGUGCUUGGCAUGCAAGGAUAAGAGGUUUUUUACAUAACAUUUCCUAAAUGCUUAAUAAACGUUUGUUGCACUUGGUUUUGACACUGCCAA
Molecule: messenger RNA, 1972 nt
Organism: Nomascus leucogenys (northern white-cheeked gibbon)
Lineage: Eukaryota; Metazoa; Chordata; Mammalia; Primates; Hylobatidae
Source: RefSeq, a predicted model, not a curated record